This is a messenger RNA of Plodia interpunctella (Indianmeal moth), 1761 nucleotides long. Its product is annotated as aldehyde dehydrogenase, cytosolic 1-like. Gene Ontology annotation, molecular function: aldehyde dehydrogenase (NAD+) activity. The coding region runs from base 145 to 1605 and encodes 486 amino acids. The transcript is spliced from 11 exons. The record is from RefSeq and is a predicted model, not a curated record. NCBI's taxonomy places the organism in Eukaryota, Metazoa, Arthropoda, Insecta, Lepidoptera, Pyralidae.
ACUAAGAAGUUUAUUUUUCAAGGAAUAGAACUCUUAUUACAGAAAGUCAUCCUUAUUUUUAUCAUUGUCUUUAGUUCUAUAAAUUACCGUCAAAUAUCUCAACGGCUUUUAGUCGUGCGACGAACUCUAAAGUGUACAGACAGAAUGGCUCCGCAAAUCAAAUAUACGAAGCUGUUCAUAGACAACGAGUGGGUGGACGCGAAGAGCGGCAAAACAUUCGAAACGCGCACUCCUCACGAUGGAUCCGUCAUAGCCAAGGUGGCCGAAGGCGACAAAGCUGAUAUUGAUGAAGCGGUGAAGGCAGCGCGUCGUGCCUUUCAUCGUAACUCAGAGUGGAGGCUCUUGGACGCGUCCCAGAGAGGAGCUCUUCUGAACAAGUUCGCAGACCUCAUCCAACGAGACACUGCAUACCUUGCAGCAUUGGAAUCUUAUAAUAAUGGGAUGGUUAUGGGCGUGGCUACUCAAUUUUUGGCUCGAGUCGUAUCUAAUAUCCGGUAUUUGGCCAGCUUAGCCGAUAAGGUUCAAGGGGAUACCGUUCCAUCAGAUGGCGAUCUGUUUUCAUACACGCUGAAGCAACCGAUAGGUGUAGCUGGGCUGAUUCUGCCGUGGAAUGGCCCUAUCAUAACUUUUGUCAACAAAGUCGUCACUGCAUUAGCUGCUGGAUGUACUGUAGUAGUGAAGCCAGCAGAACAAACACCUCUUACUGCAUUAGCAUUAGCUGCUUUACUGUUGGAAGCUGGCUUCCCACGAGGUGUGGUCAAUGUGGUCAACGGGUAUGGGGAAACAGCGGGUGCUGCGCUUACGCAUCACCCGCAUGUCGCUAAGAUCUCUUUUACCGGCUCUGUUGAGGUUGGCAAAUUAAUCCAACAAGCCGCGGGGGCAAACAACCUGAAGAGGGUGACACUAGAGCUUGGUGGCAAGAGUCCUCUGGUCAUAAUGGAUGAUGCUGAUCUAAACGUCGCUAUCCCAUUUGCUGCGAAUGCAAUCUUCACCCACCAGGGUCAAGUGUGCGUUGCCGCCUCGCGUCUGUACGUGCAAGCUGGGAUUUAUGAUAAGUUUGUGGCUGAGGCUGUCAAACAUGCGCAAGCGCGUAAGAUCGGCAACCCUGCAGACCCCACUACACAACAUGGACCACAGGUCGAUGAAGAAAUGAUGACAAAAGUACUGGGUUACAUUGAAAAGGGCAAAAAGGAGGGAGCGAAACUAUUGACUGGAGGUAAUCGUGUUGGCAAUAGUGGAUACUAUAUCGAGCCCACUGUUUUCGCUGAUGUCAAGGAUCAUAUGACCAUUGCCAAGGAAGAGAUUUUCGGGCCUGUCCAGAGCAUCCUGAAGUUCGAUACUCUGGAGGAGGUCAUUGACCGCGCCAACGACACCAGCUACGGCCUGGCCGCUGGUAUCUUCACGACUAAUGUCAACAAUGCUCUGCAGUUCUCCAAACACGUUGAAGCCGGUUUAGUUUGGGUCAAUACAUACUUUUCAAUGAGUUGUCAAACUCCCUUCGGAGGUUUUAAAGAUUCUGGACUCGGCAGGGAAUCGGGCUUCAACUGUAUCGACGCUUAUUUGGAAGUAAAAUCAGUAUCUAUAUCACUUCCUAAAAGAAUUUAGGCACUACACGAGGCUGAGUUGAAGACGCCAGUAUUCAAGCGGAAAAGUGUGAUAUUAUUUAAGUACCUACUUGUUAUAAAUGUGUGAUUUAAUAAAGUAGCUCAAAUAUUUAAAAUAUUUUAAUUGAAUAUAUUUUUUAAUACAACUGGGGAAACG